CUAUUAUGCAGGAGAUGCAGUUGAUAUAUUACAACGAGCUCCCCUCUUGGCAUCUAAAGCAAUGUUUUGCUUAUUUAUCAUUCAUAUUCCCCUGUGAAUACCCGAGUGUUGAGGAAAAUGAACUAACUAGGCUUUGGAUGGCUGAAGGGUUUCUAGGGGCUGUUCAUGUGGAUUCAAAUUCGUCUUCAUCUUCUUGCUCUCCUCAGCCACAACCGGAAGAUCUGGCGCAUAACUGCAUACAAGAACUCGGCCGUAGGUCAAUCCUCAGUGUCUACACAGACAAAAGAGACAACAUGACAGAGUGCUAUUUGGAUAACGAGCUAAUCUCGGGAUUGUCAAGAUUUGUGGCUGGUAAAGACCGCUUUUGCAUGGACGAUGGUAACGCGGAUGUCAAAGAAACAAUCCCAAGAGUGGCAUUAACCAGUAAAAACUUUUAUGUUUCAAAUGGGACUCUUUCAUCCCUCAUUGAAAAUAACAAAAGUUUGCGUACCCUUCUAUGGGACGGGCAGCUUUCGAAAUUUCCAAACGGGGUAAACUUAAGAUUUUCUGCAUGUGAUGCAAUAUUUUGUGCAUUUAAGAGCCUGCGUGUGUUGAAACUAAGAGAUUUGGGCAUUAAGAUUUUACCCGUUUCAAUCGGGGAGUUGAAGAGUAUAAGAUACCUCGAUCUUUCUCGCAAUAACAUGAAGACACUUCCCAGUUCCAUUGGUAAGUUGAAGCUUUUGCAAACCUUAAAAUUGUCCCAUUGUCUGCAGCUGAGAGAGUUGCCAAAUGAGGUGAAGUACUUGGUGAGUCUUAGGCAUCUUGAAAUAGAUGAAUGCCUGCACCUUUCACAUCUGCCAGCAACUUUGAAGAAGCUCACAAAGCUUGAGACUUUAUCGAAUUUUGUGGUUAGCACUCUCAACAACCACAAGCGCAUUCUAGGCUUCAAGGAACUUGUUAAUCUGAAUAACUUGAGUGGACAGUUGGAGAUUUCACAUUUGGAGCGAUUGAAGUUUGUGGAUGGACAUCAUGAUGCUGCUGCAUAUUUGAAAGAGAAACAACAUCUCAAGCGUCUCAUUCUGAAUUGGAAUCAUGACAACGACCAUGAGGACAACAAAAGGGACGAUGAAAGAUCAUUGGAACAACUGGAGCCACAUCCAAACCUACAGCAGCUACACAUAGUAGGAUACAGCGGUGUCAAGUAUUCAUCUUGGCUCUCGUCUCUGAACAAUCUCGUUGACUUAAGUUUGAACAACUGCUCCAAGUGUGAAUCUCUUCCGUUGGAGCAAUUCCCGAAACUGAAAUAUCUCCAUCUUCGAAGACUGGACUCUUUGAAAUAUGUAAUAGAUCAAGAUGACCGUUGCAGUUGGCUGGAACCGGAACAUCUGCAAUACCUGUCAAUAACUGAUUGCCCAAAUCUCAUGAGUUGGUGGAAAGGGAAUACAGACAACAAAGCAUUAUUGUUUGGCGCUAUAAAACGAAUGGAAAUCAGGUACUGUCCCAAACUGAAUUCAUUGCCCCUGUUUCCUAAUCUUGAUGAGAGUCUGGAGUUAGAGGGCUCCAGUGUGAAACCAUUAUUAGACACCAUAAACUAUAGUGGGAUGGCAUCAAAUUCAAGUUCUGAUUGGCCCCUAUCCAGAGUGAAACAUUUGACAAUUAAAAAUGUGGAGCAACAUUCUCUUCUACCAGAAGACUGGCUUAGAAACUUCGUCUCUCUCAGAUACAUUCACAUUAGUGAAAGAAUGUCACUAAUAAAAGGCUUCAAACAUCUACAUUCACUUUCAAUCAUGAUUAUUGAAAAUUGUACACUAGUUGAUUUAUCAAGGGACGAAUGGGAGGGUCUGCAGAGCCUUGACCUUCUAAUACUAUACCAAUUAGCUAAGCUGGAGUCUCUUCCAAAAGGAAUCAAACAUCUUACAUCUUUGACUUAUCUUGAUAUUGAGACUUGUCCUGAGUUAAAAACCCUGACAGAGGAAAUAGGACAUCUCAAAUCCCUUAAAACGCUUUGCAUUAUAGACUGUCACAAGUUAGCUUCGCUUCCCAAGGGAAUGAUCAACCUCAAAUCACUAAAUUGGUUAUUGAUUAGGAGCUGCCCAUUGUUGUUGCCAAGGUGUCAACAGGGAACCGGUGAUGAUUGGCCAAAGAUUAAGCACAUCAAACAUAUCCAGUUGGUCGGUGCCUCUGAAGCCUACGACCAAUGACAUCAAUCAAGUCCAAAUUGGUUUGGCUCAAUCCCUUGAGCCUUGGGAAUCCAGCUAUUGGUAGGAAUCAGAUAUGUAAGAAAGUGUUUUGGUGUCCAAGUAUGGUUUUCUUGUACUUAUAUUACAGUUCUUCAACUAUAUAAAAUUCCGCCCUUCAUUUGAAGAAGCAUGCUUUAUGGAGCUUGUGAUGGUUCACUCUUAAAUUUUCCUUUUAAUCAAAGGUUUGUAUGUAUUAGGUCUUUACUUUGUACUCUAUUAGGCCUCUUUACCAAACCCAAACCCAUGCCAGCCUUGAGAAAUAUUCUCUUUAUCUAUAAGUUCUUACAUAAUUAAUGUCCCUUUGUUAUAUCUCUAUUUAAAGAUAACUAAAUUCUGUAUGUUUUCCUCACCAAGUUCACUAGAAGUAGCUGGCUAUGUUAUUACCUGUUCUUUAAUUUUCAGGUGGGACUUUCCUUUGAGACAUUUGGAAGAUAUUGUUUGUUACAUUGAUCGUGGAUGCACUAAUUUUAAAUUCCAAGUGUUCAUUACUUUGAAGCUAUGUAGUAUCCGCAACUAAUUAAUCCAAGUGGGGACAGAUAAUGCCAAGUUCGACAUUGAAAUGAAUCAAACAUUUCAUUGUAGAGAGUAAUCCAUGUAUAUAUAAGUCAAAAUUCUAUUAGUAAUGUUAAUGCUUACUUGCCC
Arachis duranensis is the source of this 2861-nucleotide messenger RNA. RefSeq names its product putative disease resistance protein RGA4. The record is from RefSeq and is a predicted model, not a curated record. Gene Ontology annotation, molecular function: protein binding. NCBI's taxonomy places the organism in Eukaryota, Viridiplantae, Streptophyta, Magnoliopsida, Fabales, Fabaceae. The transcript is spliced from 3 exons. The coding region runs from base 6 to 2180 and encodes 724 amino acids.